AUGAAUAAUAAUCUCAAAAAUACCUAUAAUCAAAUCUCUGAUGUUUUUUCAAAGACCUAAAUUAAGAAUGCUGUCGAAUCUCUAAAAACUUACAAAGAUAGAUUAAAAUUAAUUGAUUCCAUUAUUGAUAGAAGAUAAGAAAUCAUUUAAGCCAACGAUUUCUCCAAAAUUUCAAAGUAUGCUUAAACUUUUUCUAAAAUGAUCAUCAAAUUCAAAAAUCCUGAAGAAAAUGAUAUGGCUAUUAACUAAAGACUCUAAAUGUAGAUGGUAAUAAACAAGUUUCUUUAAAAAAAUAUCAAACAUUCUCUAAGUCCUCCAUCAUUACCUAAAGAAUUAAUCUAAGAUUCUAUCACUUCACCUUUAUCGCAUAAAAAGAAUUUCACUUUAAAAAAGCCAUCUCAAAGGACCAAUCGCUAUUUUAGCUCUUUAGACUCUUUAAAUAAUCAAAGCAAAUGGCUUGACAUAAAAAGUGAUGAAGAAAGGGAUAUUAGAUCUUUAGAAAAAAAAAUUAAACAAAGUCUUAUUCUUAAAACUAGAAUUAGUUAGGAUCUAAAUCAGAAAGUAAGAAAUUUCUAGUAUCUUUAAGGAAUAGGAUAACAACUUAAAACUUUAUUUAAAAAAAUAAGGAUUAUGUAGAAAAAAUAAAAUUAUAUAAUCUUCAGAACCAAUAUUACCUGCUUUAAGUGAAAGUGAAUAAUAAAAUUAAUCCAAAUAAACAGAAUUUAAAAUAAAAGACGCAUAAGAAUUUAAUUGUUAAUAUCUCAAUUAAAUUUAAUUGAAACAAUAAUUUUAAUAAUUUCCAGAUAAAGGGGCAAUCCUUAAAUCUAAUAAAAAAUAUCAAACUAAAAGAGAAAUUUUUGAUAAAUCUAACAUAAUACUAUGUUCACUCAAAAUAUGA
Molecule: messenger RNA, 898 nt
Organism: Paramecium sonneborni
Lineage: Eukaryota; Ciliophora; Oligohymenophorea; Peniculida; Parameciidae
Source: the annotation of a GenBank genome assembly